Molecule: messenger RNA, 474 nt
Organism: Laccaria bicolor S238N-H82
Lineage: Eukaryota; Fungi; Basidiomycota; Agaricomycetes; Agaricales; Hydnangiaceae
Exons: 1
Coding region: 1-474 (157 amino acids)
Source: RefSeq, a predicted model, not a curated record
AUGCCGAUAGCACCGUCAUUAUCAAGUUCAGAUCUGACGGCAAGCCCAUAUGGUCCAAGUAUAGCAACCACAACCUCCUCAGCCCCAACAAGCGAGUCAUUUGCAUCAGCUGGAACCUUCAAGGCGACUGCAGGCACCCAUGCUCUCAUAAAGACAAGUGCGCCCACCUCUGCUCCUUCUGUGGCAGCAAAUGCCAUCACAUGUUCUCAUGGAUCUGCCGUUACAGACCCUCAAACUGAUGCUUUUGUGCAGGCGUCCCUUUCUCUUCCUCUUUCUUAUUCCGACUUUUCUUCUUCUAUCAUUCCUCGUCCCCCUCUAGCUUGUACCUCUUCUGAGGAUUCUCUUCUUUUUCACAGAAUCUUGCACCCAUACAAUCCUGACACCUUCGACUUUCUACUGCGCAAACAUGGCCUUUUUGACAGCUACCCUCUCCUUCCUUUCAACCUCUGCUUUGGGUUUCCUAUCAGGCACUAG